Galeopterus variegatus (Sunda flying lemur) is the source of this 1307-nucleotide messenger RNA. RefSeq names its product low density lipoprotein receptor-related protein associated protein 1 (gene LRPAP1). The transcript is spliced from 7 exons. The record is from RefSeq and is a predicted model, not a curated record. Gene Ontology annotation, cellular component: cis-Golgi network; plasma membrane; endoplasmic reticulum-Golgi intermediate compartment. Lineage: Eukaryota; Metazoa; Chordata; Mammalia; Dermoptera; Cynocephalidae. Gene Ontology annotation, biological process: negative regulation of very-low-density lipoprotein particle clearance; negative regulation of receptor internalization. Gene Ontology annotation, molecular function: receptor antagonist activity; low-density lipoprotein particle receptor binding; lipase binding. Bases 1 to 897 code for a protein of 298 amino acids.
AUGGUCCUCUGUUCUCUUUGGCAGCUCCGCCUUUCCCCUGUGAAGCUGGCCGAGCUCCAUGCUGAUCUGAAGAUACAGGAAAGGGACGAGCUCAACUGGAAGAAACUGAAGGCUGAAGGCUUAGACGAAGACGGGGUGAAGGAGGCAAGACUUGCACACAGUCUCAGCGUCAUCCUGGCCAAGUACGGUCUGGAUGGGAAGAAGGACGCUCAGCUGCUGAGUGGCAACUCCCUCGGGGACAGCGCCCAAGAUGACAGGCUGGAGGACCCCAGGCUGGAGAAAUUGUGGCACAAGGCAAAGACCUCUGGGAAGUUCUCGAGCGAAGAACUGGACAAGCUCUGGCGGGAAUUUUUGCACCACAAAGAGAAAGUUCAUGAGUACAAUGUCUUGCUGGACACUCUGAGCAGAACCGAAGAAAUUCAUGAAAACGUCAUCAGUCCCUCUGACCUGAGCCAAGUUAAGGGCGAGGUCCUGCACAGCAAACACGCUGAGCUGAAGGACAAGCUGCGGAGUAUCAACCAGGGCCUGGACCGCCUGCGGAAAGUCAGCCACCAGGGUUACGGCCCGGAGACGGAGUUCGAAGAACCCAGAGUGAUCGAUCUGUGGGACCUGGCCAAGUCGGCCAACUUCACUGAGAAGGAGCUGGAGUCGUUUCGGGAGGAACUUAAGCACUUUGAAGCCAAAAUCGAAAAGCACAACCACUAUCAGAAGCAGCUGGAGAUUUCGCAUCAGAAGCUGAGGCACGUGGAGAGCGUGGGCGACCGCGAGCACGUCAGCCGGAGCAAGGAGAAGUACGCCGUGCUGGAGGAGAAGACCAAGGAGCUGGGCUACAAGGUAAAGAAGCAUCUGCAGGACCUGUCCAGUAGGGUGUCGCGAGCUCGGCACAAUGAGCUGUGAAGGCAUUGGCCCGGCAGAGGAGGGUUGCCUGGGCCUGUUGAUUCUCCUGCAGGCCAAGGGUUGGGCAGCAGCAUUUACGUGGACAGACGCGUGAUGAAAAUGGCUGGGGCUGGUCACGUGUUGGUCAGGAAGGACGGUUUAAAUGACUGUCUCGAUGCUGCCAUGACCCACGGAGGACUCAGUGGUGGUUACGUCUUGGAUCUGUGAUUGUCCCGUCUCUGGUUGACGGGGCUUCUUUUCUCACACAAACGUGGCAGUGACCACCCCAUUGAGGACCUUGAUAUCCAGCUGUCGGUCAGGCCUGACAGCCCCAUGUUAUGACAACAUGGUUUGCAUCAAAAUCUUGUACAUCUGUCCCUGGAAAUACUGUGUACAAAGUCCAUAAAAAUACAUGCAGUAUUGAAACCAUC